This is a messenger RNA of Cryptomeria japonica (Japanese cedar), 2136 nucleotides long. RefSeq lists its product as uncharacterized. NCBI's taxonomy places the organism in Eukaryota, Viridiplantae, Streptophyta, Pinopsida, Cupressales, Cupressaceae. Gene Ontology annotation, molecular function: ubiquitin protein ligase activity. The coding region runs from base 116 to 1864 and encodes 582 amino acids. Gene Ontology annotation, cellular component: cytoplasm. The transcript has 3 exons. The record is from RefSeq and is a predicted model, not a curated record. Gene Ontology annotation, biological process: protein ubiquitination.
AAUUUCGCCGUGGAUUUCCACGUCAAAACUUGAAAAAGAUUAUCCCUCAUCCAUAAUGUUGUCCAUGGAAUAAAUUUCUGAACGCUGCAAUACGGGUUUUUACAAGCGGUGAGUAAUGGCGGAAGUCGAAAGAGCAGUUGCAGAGUUUGAACCACAUCAACAACACCGCUUUACAUCGGUUGCAACGUUAUCGUAUUGGUGUGAUGACUGCAAGAAAGAAGUUGCCGUGGCGAGGGAGGCAGCAGGUGCAGCUGUAUGCAGCAUCUGUAAAAGAGGCAGGGUUGAACCAAUGCCGCCUUCUUUCUCUUCUUCCGCUUCGCAGGUCGAGGUUCGAACCCGCGACACGCCGUCUUUCAGGCAUUUCCUUGGCGCUUUGCGCCUGUUUGACGAGGAGGACAACGAAGAACAUUUCAGCGAUGAAGACGAAGAAGAGGAGGAUGACGACGGUGGACUUGAGAAUUAUAUGGACUGCUUGCCCCAGCGUUGGAUUAUAGACGGCGACGAGGAAAAUUCUGAAGAAGAAAAAUCAGCAGUAGCAGAAGAAGAAGAACCGGCGUGGGCUGAUCUAGUUAUUUCCGAAAGCUUUUACGCCUCCGGCGAAGACGAGAUGGAAGCCCGGUCGGAAAACCCUGGCGUUUGGGCCGAGGUCGAACCCAUGACCUUCGGUUUUACGGAGCAACAGAGAGUUAGGGUUUCUGAUCUCGUUAACGAAGGGGAUUCAAGGUUUAGGGUUUCGGAAUCCGAACCGGAACGGGAACCCAGGGAUAGGGUCUCAGAUACUGAGUUCGAACUCGAGACCUGUGACUCCGAUGGUCAUCCCGAUCUCUUUGGCCGAAAUUCAAAUGUGGCACAUGUCGAAUUUGAAUUCGACACGUUGGUUCAAGGCUUGGAUGAGGUCGGACAUGAAAAUUCAGUAUCCGAAGUCGCACACCUCGACAUGGCCACCGAUUCCAGGGCCAGGUUCGACCUUAUCCGCACUUUGGGUCGAGACUUAGACUUGGGUGAGGUCGAUCCUGAAAAUUCAGACCCUGGAGUCGUUGACCUCGACCGUAGUAUCGAUUCCAGGGCAAGGUUUGGCCUUGUUCACUGGAACCCUUUGGUGGCUGAUUCGGAUGAGUAUGCAGGCUCUGUCGAAGGCAGCCAGAGUGUUGGUGAUUCAGAUGCAGGCGAUCUGUGCAUUGCCUUCAGGUCAUGGGAUUCAUUUGGCGUUGAAGAAGGCAGUGAAGAUGUGAAUGGGGAAGAUCAGUAUGAGGAAUGGGAGGAGCUGUAUCGAGAUGUUCCUGAGGUUGAUCUCAGAGUGGAUGAAACAAUUGUGCCCCUAGCUGAAGAAGACCGGCAUGACUCGCAACGUUCUCACGUGGCGGAAAUCGGACUGGUCGGAAAUUUUGACUGGACUAACGUGCUGGAGGAUUUCCGUGAUAUCGAAUUUACAGGGUAUGAAGAAGAGAGUGCAGAUGUUGACGUGGACGAUGUGGAUGCCGAUGGUGAUGUGGAUGCAUAUUUUGGGGACCCAGAGGACUAUGCUGAUGCAGCAGGAUAUGAAGUUUUGCUUGAACAUUUUGCAGAGAUUGAUAACUUUCCCAAAGGGGCUCCUCCAGCUGCCAAGGUUGUAGUGGAUUCUCUUCCUUCAAUUUUUAUUUGCCAGAAACAGAUUGACGAUGGAAAUGCAUUUUGCCCAAUCUGCAAGGAAGUUGUUGAAAUUGGAGAACAAGCCAAACAAUUGCCUUGCUUGCAUCACUAUCAUGGGUGCUGCAUUCUUCCAUGGCUGAGAUCACGGAAUUCAUGCCCUGUUUGUCGAUAUGAGCUGCCAACUGAUGAUCCUGAAUAUGAAGAGCAAAGAAAACAGGUUACCCUACAAACAUGAAUUGUGUAGGUUGCAGGUGUAGAUGGUUGACAGAAUGCUGAUUUUUGAGUAGGGGUUGUUUCUACAACUACUUCUGAAAGAGGAUCUUCUUCAGCUUCUGUACGGACACAUCAUGAUUGAUGACUUCUUAAGUGUAUAUUGUAUAGCAGAGUGUGUAGCUUCUCGUGAUUCAUUGGUAGCCUGUUGUACAAGGGCUAGUUUUGGGUAACACACUUCAUAUGUACAAUUCCACAUUGUGUUCACUUAUAAUUAGAGAACUGCGGUUUCUAUUU